Octopus sinensis (East Asian common octopus) is the source of this 489-nucleotide messenger RNA. RefSeq lists its product as uncharacterized. The coding region runs from base 1 to 489 and encodes 162 amino acids. The record is from RefSeq and is a predicted model, not a curated record. The transcript has 2 exons. NCBI's taxonomy places the organism in Eukaryota, Metazoa, Mollusca, Cephalopoda, Octopoda, Octopodidae.
AUGGCGAUGGAUCCCCUAAGCAGGAUGCUUAACUCCAUGUUUCCCAAACUCGAAAUUAGUCGGGAAGAUCCCAAUAUGUUGACAUACUCCACCAAUCAUUUCUUCUUUAUUGACGAUCUGAAAAUAGUUGCCCUCAAAGAAGAUGUGUUAGUCAAAAUGAUGGAGGCUGUUAAUGGAUUUUUUGAAAGUGUCGGCCUAGAGAUGAAUUCCGAAAAAUCAGCAUCUAAUGUGGAAUCUUUAUCAUGCUGUGAGACUGUCGAUGGAAUCAACGGAUAUCGCUACUUGGGUGUACUUGAAGAUGGCGGAAGUAAUGUUCUCAAGAAUAAAGUUAUGGACUCCAUAUUGGAGAAUGUCAAGAAGAGGAUAACUAUGUUGUCAAAAACAAACCUGAAUGCUGUCCCCCAGUUUAAUAAGGAAUUUUUUAGUUCUGGGACCGAGGACUUUCGACGUCUCCACUGUGAUCGGUGCAAAGAUAUGACGGUGCGAUAA